This is a messenger RNA of Pteropus alecto (black flying fox), 1089 nucleotides long. RefSeq names its product alpha 2-HS glycoprotein (gene AHSG). Gene Ontology annotation, biological process: negative regulation of endopeptidase activity. Lineage: Eukaryota; Metazoa; Chordata; Mammalia; Chiroptera; Pteropodidae. Gene Ontology annotation, cellular component: extracellular matrix; blood microparticle; extracellular region. The transcript has 7 exons. The record is from RefSeq and is a predicted model, not a curated record. Gene Ontology annotation, molecular function: cysteine-type endopeptidase inhibitor activity. Bases 1 to 1089 code for a protein of 362 amino acids.
AUGAGGUCCCUUGUCCUGGUCCUUUGCCUUGCUCAACUCUGGGGCUGCCACUCUGCGCCUCAUGGCCCAGGUCUGGGUUAUAGAGAACUGAACUGUGAUGACCCAGAAACAGAGCAAGCAGCCCUGUUGGCUGUGGACUACAUCAAUAGCCACCUUCUUCGGGGCUACAAGCACACCUUGAACCAGAUUGACAAAGUGAAAGUGUGGCCUCGGCGGCCCAUGGGAGAGGUGUUUGAGAUUGAAAUAGACACACUGGAAACCACCUGCCACGCGCUGGACCCCACCCCGGUGGCAAACUGCUCUGUGAGGCAGCUGCAGGAGCACGCUGUGGAAGGAGACUGUGAUUUCCGAGUGCUGAAACAGGACGGCCAGUUUUCUGUGUUGUUUGCAAAAUGUGAUUCCAGUCCAGACUCUGCGGAGGAUGUGCUGAAGGUGUGCCCAGACUGCCCCCUGCUGGCCCCGCUCAAUGACACCAGGGUGGUGCACGCCGUAGAGGCUGCGCUGGCCGCCUUCAACGCACGUAAUAACGGCUCCUAUUAUCAGCUUGUGGAAGUUUCCCGGGCUCAACUUGUGCCUUUUCCAGUUUCAACCUAUGUGGAAUUUGUGGUGGCUGCCACUGACUGUGUUUCUAAAGAGGUCACAGACCCAGCCAAGUGUAACCUGCUGGCAGAAAAGCAAUAUGGCUUCUGUAAGGCAAGGCUCACUGGCAAGUUUGGCGGGGAAGAUGUUGCAGUGACUUGUGUGGUAUUCCAAACACAGCCUGUGUUACCUCAACCCCAACCGGAGGGCACCAACUCACCCACUCCUGCGGAGACCCCCGCCAAGCCUUUGUCUCCUCCAGCUAACCUGCCUGCAGCCACGGUGGUGGUGGGGCCCCUGGUGGCGGCAGCUCCCCCACCAUCCCUACCGGUGCACCGGGCACACUAUGACCUGCGCCACGCUUUUGGAGGCGUGGCCUCAGUGGAGUCAGCCUCAGGAGAAGCAUUCCUUGUGGAAAAAGCACCCACAGUGGUGCAGCCAGGCGUUGCUGUUGCUGCCGGUCCAGUGGUCCGCCCUUGCCCAGGGAGAAUCAGACACUUCAAGAUCUAG